Messenger RNA from Exaiptasia diaphana, 1671 nucleotides. RefSeq lists its product as uncharacterized. The record is from RefSeq and is a predicted model, not a curated record. The transcript has 8 exons. Lineage: Eukaryota; Metazoa; Cnidaria; Anthozoa; Actiniaria; Aiptasiidae. Bases 127 to 1497 code for a protein of 456 amino acids.
UGAGAGCUUAGGCUUUUAGACAAAGUUAAUGUCCUGAACAUGUCCUACAAAUAGCCUGUUUGAGCAGUCAUAAAAAGGGGCAAGUUUUGGAGAGUGCCACCUGAGCAGCGAAUACUGGUACAUAUUAUGAUACAUGAGCACCUUUCUUUUCAGAGAUUAACAUGGAACACAGCGACUCCCCCAAGUAUCUUUGAUGGAAGAAUUCUUAGACUGGAUACAAAACAUUGUAAAUUUAAGUAUGGACAUAGUACUGUUAUUAACAACCCAUGCUUUGUUUUCAAGAUUAGUGGUAAAUUACAAUUUCCUUUACCUUCUAAAACAACUUCAGUGAUAACAACUAUCAAACCAAGUGCAAGUACAUCUUUGUUAUACUCCUCUACAACACAAUUGCUUUCAACACUGCCUACAGCAGUAUCUCCAUCUAUAACUCAAGUACAGCCAACACAAGGUGUAACAUCAUCACAUGUUGGUACAUUUACAAAGGUCUCUAUGGUAACUACAACACCAAGACCUUCAAGUACUCCCCCUGUAGUUAUAUCUAGAGGACACAAAGAUGAGCAAUCAGGUGCACCUGUAGGAGCUAUUGUGGGACCUCUGGCUGGCAUUCUUAUUAUAAUUGGAAUCGCAGUCAUACUAAUUUUCUUAUGGAAAAGAAGACAAAGGAAAGCUACCAGAAAAAAUGACAAAAUAGGAAAUGGACAGAAUCAUAAAGAUAACCCAACAUAUGGUAAAAAUGAAACAAUUGAUUUGUCAAAACAAAAUAGAGGUCCAAAAAUCACAGGUAAUGAAUUGGAGUAUGAUUAUGCAGCUGUAGAUGGUGACCCUCGUGCAUCUAAUGGCGCGGCACCCAGAAUAUAUCAGAGUUUGAUCAAAGAUCCUAACAGAGAAUCAGUUUACACUCCUCUGGAAAGACAGGAGGCAAAUCAGUAUAACAAAGUAGAAAGGGCACCAUUUAAACCAGCUCGUAAUGGUCCUACAGAUCCAACAUACAAUGUCCUUGAAAGACCCAGUGACAACAAUGAUGACUACUUAGAACCAGGGUCCCAUAUUGAUAAGAACAAAAGGCCCCCUUCUAAACCGGCCCCUCAAAAUAAUGAGCCUGUGUAUAAUGUCCUUGAGGGCCCUAAUCAAGAGGGUGAGGAUGAGCCUGAGUAUAAUGUACUGGAAGAUCCUGAUGCGCAGGAUGAUCCAGAAUAUAAUGUCCUAGAGGACCCAGAUGACAACUAUGAUAAUACCCCAGUUGAGACAGAUAGGGGACAUCCUUCAUCUCAUGAUAAUGUUGGCUAUGCAUCAACAAUUGACUUUAAGAAAAGGCAGGGGACCAAAAAUGAACCAGUGUAUGAAGCACCUGAAGGCCCAUCAUCUGAGCUAACAUACCAGCCCCUACAGAUAAAUGGCCAAGAUAAUGUUUAUCAACCAUUGGAUCGUACAUCAAGAAUGAUUCCUGAUGACCAGCCAGUAUACCACGUGUUGGAGAGCCAAGGAAGUGAGGCUUAAUAUGGUUUUCUUAUCCACAGAAACCCAGGAAUAAUCUUCUGUCACUUGUUUUUUGCUCUCAGAAAUAUUAUACCCAUGGGCAUAAAGUCUUUAGAGCAUCUUCUUGAUUUGAAAUUUAAAAUGGCAUCCAGUUUAACUCAGUAGUCUCCUUCAUGGUUACCUGCGCCAUGUUGA